Penicillium macrosclerotiorum is the source of this 2862-nucleotide messenger RNA. RefSeq names its product putative UDP-glucose,sterol transferase. Bases 1 to 2862 code for a protein of 953 amino acids. NCBI's taxonomy places the organism in Eukaryota, Fungi, Ascomycota, Eurotiomycetes, Eurotiales, Aspergillaceae. The transcript has 7 exons. Gene Ontology annotation, molecular function: UDP-glycosyltransferase activity; hexosyltransferase activity. The record is from RefSeq and is a predicted model, not a curated record. Gene Ontology annotation, biological process: carbohydrate metabolic process.
AUGCCCGCGGUAACAACGGCUGCUGCAGGGCCAGAAUCCGAUCAGGACGAUGGCAUCCAGUCGGAAGACUGGCCAGAAGAAAUCAAUGAGCCACAUUCAAAUCAGAGUAGCGAUCGGUUGCUAUUUGACGGCGAUGGACUGAGUACUGGCGUUCGAGUUUUAGGCGAUGGAAGGCUCGAUAUUAAGAUUAACGAGAGAAAACCCAGUAUCGCAGGGCUCCUUCAACUCCAGCGCACACCUAUACCUUCUGAACUCGAGCACAUCCAUGAAAAGGAUAGCGCAGCAGCCAUCCCAAAAGAGGACGGGAAACAUUUUCCACUGCAUCUCAAUAUCGUCAUUCAAGUGAUUGGAUCCCGCGGAGAUAUCCAGCCAUUCGUAGCCCUCGGAAAAGAACUCAAGGCGUAUGGACACCGGGUCCGACUAGCAACCCACUUCGCCUUCCGGGAAUUUGUGCUAGAUGGUGGGCUCGAGUUCUUCAAUAUUGGUGGAGAUCCCGCCGAGUUGAUGGCAUUUAUGGUCAAAAAUCCCGGACUCCUGCCUAAUGCCAACACAAUCCGAACUGGGGCAAUCCAGAAGCGCCGACGAGAAAUGAGGGAGAUAAUUAAUGGUUGCUGGAAAUCUUGUUAUGAAACGGGCGAUGGAACGUAUCUGCAUCAAAUCAAGGAGGAUCCGUGGAGUGACACCAUCGACUAUCGCCGGCGGCCAUUUGUUGCCGAUGUCAUUAUAGCGAACCCCCCAAGUCUCGCCCAUAUUCAUUGCGCCCAGCGACUGGGUAUACCUCUUCACAUAAUGUUUACGAUGCCUUGGUCCCCAACACAGUCAUUCCCACAUCCUCUUGCCAUUCUUCACGGUCGAGAUUGUAGACCAACUGUCGCCAAUUUUGUCUCCUACGCAAUUGUUGACAUGAUGGUUUGGGAGGGCCUUGGUGAUAUAGUGAACAAAUUCCGCAGGAAUAGCCUAGCAUUGGAUCCACUGGAUAGCAUCACUGCACCCAGUUUAAUUCAACGGUUGGAGAUACCUUGCUCGUAUAUGUGGUCUCCCGCUGUUCUUCCCAAACCAGCCGAUUGGGGCGAUCAUAUUGAUAUUUGUGGAUUCAGUUUCCUGCCCUCCAAGCCAGACUAUACACCACCUGAUGAGAUUGCAGCGUUUCUGAGGACAGGGCCAACCCCGAUAUACGUUGGUUUUGGAUCUAUCGUUGUUGAUGAUCAGAUUAAACUCACAAAAAUCGUUUUUGAGGCGGUGCAAAAGUCAGGUCAACGAGCAAUUAUUUCCAAAGGAUGGGGAAACCUUGGAGUCGAUGAAAUUGACGUGCCAGACAAUAUUCUAGUCAUUGGGAGCUGUCCACAUGACUGGUUAUUCAGACAGGUUUCUUGUGUGAUCCAUCACGGCGGUGCAGGAACCACUGCUGCAGGCUUAGCGCUUGGACGACCGACUAUUAUUGUGCCUUUUUUCGGCGAUCAGGAAUUCUGGGGAGGAAUUGUCGCAAGAGCUGGGGCGGGCCCGCCUCCUAUCCCUCACAAACAGUUGACAGUGGAUAGGUUGAGUGCUGCAAUUGAUUUUUCUCUGAAGAAAUCGACUCAAGAAAAAGCGCAGGAAAUUUCAAAAAAGAUGGAAAAAGAAUCUGGUGUUCAAGAUUGUGUUCGGAGCUUUCACCGACAGCUCAACCUACGGCCGCUUAAAUGCGCCAUUUGUCCUACUCGCCCCGCUGUUUGGCAUCUAAAGCACACAGACAUUGGGCUCAGUGCCUUUGCAGCUACGGUAUUGGUUGAGAUGGGCAGACUGAAACCAGAAGUCUUGGUCCUAAAUCGUCCAGUGGAAUAUGACACGUAUCGUGACCCAGUCGGACCUAUCAGUGCCAGUGCUCAAGUGCUUUUCGGCGCCAUUUCAAACUUUGUCACAGGACUUGGAAACGUCCCGGUUGAGGUAAUUGGGGAUCUUGUCUCUGCCGGGAAAGCCUUAAGCCACCCACCAGAGCGUUGUCAUGCCCGGUCGAAAUGGCGAAUGCGCGAGUCACAUCGAGACGAUGAGCUUGAGAGUGAAGAGGAAGAAAAUGACGAUUAUAACGAAACUGCUGAAUCGCACGCCUCCGAUCCCGCCUCCGAGGAGCUUCCAGAUGAAGAAGAUGGUGACAGUGACAUGGUCGACGAACAAGAUGAUGACAGAGAUACGAUUGAUGACCAGCAAGAUGACCCCGUCACGGGAGAUUUAUUCGCUGAUCAAGUUCCAGAUCGAAGACGCAGCCUGCAACUCGAGAAGGCACAGACAAUGGGCAGCGAAAUCAAUCCUCCAGAGUCAUACUCUACCCUCCGGGAGGCGGCAAGUCAAGGCAGUAUAAUGUCAAAGAAGUUCCUCAAUCUGGUCAUAUGGCUUCCGACGGAUGUCUCACUCAGCCUCUCUAAAGGAUUUCAUAAUGCACCGAAAUUGUAUCAUGAUCCAAUGGUAAAGUCCACACCAAAGGUACAUGGCCUUCGGAGUGGGUUCAGAGCAGCUGGCCAGGAAUUCCGAGAUGGAUUUUAUUAUGGAAUAACGGGUCUCGUUACACAACCUCGAUAUGGGUUUAAACAAACAGGAACUUCGGGGAUGAUAAAAGGGGUUGGGAAAGGUGUGGGAGGAGUCUUCUUGAAACCACCAGCCGGUCUUUGGGGACUGGCAGGAUACCCCCUGAGUGGAUUGCGGCGAAAGCUACUAGAUUCUUUGGGGAAGUCGCAGUCAUGCCGAAUCGUGUCUUCUCGCAUAGCCCAAGGACACGAAGAGAUGCGGGAAUCAUCGGCCGAGGAGAGAGCGGAGGUUGCCAGAAAGUGGAUUUUAAUGGAAGAAACGCUUCAGAACAACAAGCGGUGGUCAUUACAAUCCAAUAAUUAA